Aricia agestis (brown argus) is the source of this 1104-nucleotide messenger RNA. RefSeq lists its product as uncharacterized. Lineage: Eukaryota; Metazoa; Arthropoda; Insecta; Lepidoptera; Lycaenidae. Bases 1 to 1062 code for a protein of 353 amino acids. The transcript is spliced from 7 exons. The record is from RefSeq and is a predicted model, not a curated record.
AUGGCGCCCAAACUCCUCCUCCUCCUCGUGCUGUGCGCCGGCGGCGUGCGAAGUGCCACCGUCUGGGAGACCUCGUACGAGUACGUGAUGAACGUGGGCAAGACGAUCGCGCCGAGCCUGCUGUCCAUAGUGCAGUGCCUGGGCGAGGAGCAGCCCUGGGCCUGCGCCCGGGACCGCGCCGGCGGCCUGCUCGACUCCUGGACGGCCGCGGUGGACUCCCAGCGCCGGGCGUGGCGAGAGUCUGCGGACGCGGAGGUGUUGUCGUCGGGGCGGGCGUUCAGCGAGCUGCCGUCGAAGCUGGGCAGCGAGAUCGAGGACUCGCUCGCCGGCGUCACUGACGUACUGCAGGCUGGGUUAGCCAGAGCGUUCUCCGCGCGCAAGCACGACAGCGGCGGCAUCGACAGCAUCACCAUCUCCGCCAACAGCGAGAAGAAGCCCAAGAAGAAGAAGCAGAAGCCCGCCAAGAUCCAGCUGGUGCAGCCCGUGAUGAUGCAUAAGACGGAGGACAAAGGUCGGGCUGGGGCGGUCGAGGGUCGCGACCUCGUGGCGGACGCAUGGAGCAUCGGGGACAAGAUGCUGGACCGGUUCGCGCAGCAUGCCCUGGACAGCGACGCGGCCGAGGACGGCGUCGCCGAUAAGAGCUCGCUGGAAGAGCAAAGGGGCAAAAAGAAGAAGAAGAAGAAGGCGAUCCUGAAGCUGUUGAUCCUGGGCGCCGUGCUGAAGGCCAAGAUCGGCACCCUGCUGCAGAUACUGUCCUUCAAGCUGCAGGUGAAAUUCUUCCUGAUCGCGCUGAUCGGUCUGGGCAUCAACCUGGCGCGCUUCUGGGUCGAGCUCAAGAACAAGCACCACCAGCAGCCGCAGAAGGUGAUCUACUACGAGCACGCGCAGCACCAGCACCACUACGACCAGCACGACCAGCACGAGGAGGAGGAGCACGGCUGGGGGCCCUGGUCGCGCAGCAUCGACCCCGAGGAGCAAGAAGCAGAUGACAGCCUGCCGUACCGCGCUUACGAGAAGAACUCACAGGCCUACGCCCCGCGGCCUCUCCUCACCCUGUCAUAACCAAAAAAGCUGACACAGAGGAUUUAAUCUUGUGUAGGAAAG